AUGGCGGCCUCCUUGAGGCUCGGCUGCGGCCGCCGGGCGCUGCGUUACCUCCUGGGCUCGGCGAGUGGCCGGCGGGCCGAGGCCGUCGUGACCUCGCUUGACCGCGGCGUGGACUGCCGGCGGCUACAUGGCUCGGCUUGGCUGUGGGUUGAUCCUAUUAAAAUUUUAAUGCCUUCCUUGUCUCCCACGAUGGAAGAAGGAAACAUUGUGAAGUGGUUGAAAAAGGAAGGUGAAACAGUGAGUGCUGGAGAUGCCUUAUGUGAAAUCGAAACAGACAAGGCCGUGGUCACAUUGGAUUCAGGAGAAGAUGGUAUUUUGGCUAAAAUAGUGGUUGAAGAAGGGAGUAAAGGCAUUCGGUUAGGAUCGCUAAUUGGGUUGAUGGUGGAGGAAGGAGCUGAUUGGAAGCAGGUUGAAAUUCCCAAAGACGUGAGUCCUCAACCACCCCCAGCUUCACCUGUGUCUGCACCUCUUGUAGCUGAAGCUGUGGUUCCUGCUUCUGCCACAAAGGCCCACCCAGCUGGGAAACUGUCGCUUCGGCUAAGUCCUGCUGCUCGCAACAUUUUGGAGACGAAUAACAUUGAUGCCAGCCAGGGUACUCCUACAGGACCUCGGGGAAUAUUUACUAAAGAAGAUGCCCUUAAACUUGUGCAGCUAAAAAAAUCAGGCAAACUUGCUGAAUCAAGACCUUCUCCAGCACCGCCUACUACAACUGCAGUGCCUUCACCUCCUCAAGCUCCUCCAGCUCCUGGGCCGCCAUCUUACCCAAGGCCAAUGAUUCCACCAGUUUCUACUCCAGGGCAGCCUAAUGCAGUGGGCACAUUCACUGAAAUCCCUGCCAGCAAUGUUAGAAGAGUAAUUGCCAAGAGGCUAACUGAAUCUAAAAAUACUGUACCUCAUGCAUAUGCUACUGCUGACUGUGACGUUGGAGCUGUCUUAAAACUAAGACAAAGUCUUGUCAAAGAUGAUAUUAAAGUAUCAGUAAAUGAUUUUAUUAUCAAGGCGAUAGCUGUAACCCUUAAACAAAUGCCAGAUGUGAAUGUGAGCUGGGAUGGAGAGGGCCCAAAGCAGUUGUCCUCCAUUGACAUCUCAGUCGCGGUGGCAACAGACAGAGGUCUCAUUACACCCAUCUUAAAAGAUGCUGCUGCCAAGGGAAUACAGGAGAUUGCUCUUUCUGUGAAGGCUCUGGCAAAGAAAGCAAGAGAUGGAAAAUUGUUACCAGAAGAAUAUCAAGGAGGGUCUUUUAGCGUUUCUAACUUGGGGAUGUUUGGUAUCGAUGAGUUUCGAGCUGUGAUUAAUCCUCCUCAGUCCUGCAUUUUGGCCGUGGGCCGAUCCCGACCUCAGCUCAGACUCUCUGAAGAUGACGAAGGGAACAUCAGGCUGCAGCAGCAUGACCUCGUGACCGUCUCCAUGUCCAGUGACAGCCGAGUGGUGGACGAUGAACUGGCUACCAAGUUUCUUGAACGUUUUAAAGCAAACCUAGAGAAUCCUGCCCGGCUCUACUAGUCUCAAAAUGACCAGCUAAUGAUGCAGGUUGUUACUAAAAAGAAAGGUGACGGUCUAAAAGGAAAACAAUUUGAAUGUUUAGUAUAAAGUGGACAAAGUAUUUAAUUUAUUUGAGGUGAAAGAAUCUGGACUUUGUUGUCUUCAUUUGUAUGUUUUAAAGAUAACCUAUUUUAAAGACUAAUCAAAGGAAGAGCACAUCUAGUUAUUUGGCUUCUUUUAAAACUACUUUGGUGCUGCAUAAAAGGGUUCUACUUAACUAGAUGUAACUUGAAUUAUAUAUUUAGAAGGGCAUCCAGAGAAUGUGGGAGAGCCUGAAUAUUCAAAAAAGAAAACAUUAGAAGACCGAGGCUAACUUUUAACCUUGAAAGCAGGGCCAGUCUUGGUUGAGAUGGCCCAGCGAUUUGACAGCCGAGUUUCAGUUUUGCAAGGGCUGUUCUGGCAAUAUUCCUGAAUGAUUUAACACAGAGAGAAGCAUUCUGGCUAAGGACAAAUCACUAGGCAAUUAGGGUUACAUCUCUUGAUGGAUUAUGGCCGCAUUGUCAGGUCAUUUCCGUAUAUAAAGCCAUACCUUUCCCGAGGUGGUUUCUGUCAGUUUUAUUGUUCUGUUGUUGACAUUGAUAACUGUGAGUUUCUUGAGAAAGGGGGGAAAAAGAUAUAUUUCUACUAAGCAAAGACCAAAAAAGCGCACGAUGUGUUUGGAUGGAAAACCAUAGCCAGAAUACCUUUACCUUCUGGUAGAAACUUAGAAACAGUGGAUGAAUCUUAAAAAAGUGCUUACUCUGAUGCUAAGUCGCCAUAUGUUAAAAUAAACCAUAAUCUCUCACUCAAA
Vombatus ursinus (common wombat) is the source of this 2332-nucleotide messenger RNA. It is a transcript of the gene PDHX, whose product is annotated as pyruvate dehydrogenase complex component X. Gene Ontology annotation, molecular function: acyltransferase activity. The transcript has 11 exons. Gene Ontology annotation, biological process: pyruvate decarboxylation to acetyl-CoA. The record is from RefSeq and is a predicted model, not a curated record. Lineage: Eukaryota; Metazoa; Chordata; Mammalia; Diprotodontia; Vombatidae. Gene Ontology annotation, cellular component: mitochondrion; pyruvate dehydrogenase complex. Bases 1 to 1503 code for a protein of 500 amino acids.